GUGCGCAGGCGCGCCGGCUGCUCUCCUUUGGGCUCUUCCUUCUCCCGAUCUCCAGACGCCAGUAGCUGUUGGGUCCUAUGUCGCGUCGGGCCCUCCGGAGGCUGAGGGGGGAACAGCGCGGUCAGGAGCCCCUCGGGCCCGGCGCCCUGCAGUUUGUCCUUCGUGAUGACGACGAUGCGGAAGAAGAAGGGCCAAAAAGGCGGCCGGGUGGCCGGCGCCCCGGGGACGCAGCGAAGGAGGGCGUCCGAGUCAACAACCGGUUCGAGCUGAUAAACAUUGAGGAUCUUGAAGAUGAUCCUGUGGUGAAUGGGGAGCGGUCUGACUGUAUGCUCACAGACACUGCAGCUCCAGGGCACAAAGGAAGGGCUCAGCGUGGAAAUACAGAGACCAAGAGGGAUGGAGGUCCUUGAAGAAGUGGCUCUUCCCAGAGUUCUAAUGCAGGUAGCAAGCUCCGAAAGAAGAAAAAGAAACAGAAAAAUAAGAAAACCAGUACAGGAGAAACCUCGGAAAAUGGACUGGAAGAUAUCGAUCUCAUCUUAGAGCGGAUUGAGGACAGCAGUGGGUUAUACCGCCCAGGCCCAGCUCCCCUGAGCUCCAGGAAGCGCAUCUUGUAUGUGGAGCACAGACACUUGAAUCCAGACACAGAACUGAAGAGGUAUUUUGGUGCUCGAGCGGUCCUGGGGGAGCAAAGGCCACGGCAGAGACAGCGCGUGUACCCCAAGUGCACAUGGCUUACAGCCCCUAAGAGCACCUGGCCUCGCUACAGCAAACCAGGUCUGUUCAUGCGGCUGCUGGAGUCAAAGAAAGGCCUGUCCUUCUUCACGUUUGAACACAACGAGGAGUACCAGCAGGCACAGCAUAAGUUCUUGGUGGCUGUGGAGUCUAUGGAGCCCAACAACAUCGUGGUUCUGCUCCAGACGAGCCCCUACCACGUCGAUUCGCUCCUACAGCUCAGUGAUGCCUGCCGGUUUCAGGAGGAUCAGGAGAUGGCUCGAGACCUUAUAGAGCGAGCACUAUACAGCAUGGAGUGUGCCUUCCACCCGUUGUUCAGUCUCACCAGUGGGACCUGCAGGCUGGAUUACCGUAGACCUGAGAACAGGAGCUUCUACCUGGCCCUCUACAAGCAGAUGAGCUUCCUGGAGAAGCGAGGCUGCCCGCGUACCGCACUGGAGUACUGCAAGCUCAUUCUGAGCCUCGAGCCAGAUGACGACCCCCUGUGCAUGCUGCUGCUCAUCGACCACCUGGCCUUGCGGGCCCGCAACUAUGAGUACUUGAUCCGCCUCUUCCAGGAGUGGGAGGUUCAUCGGAACCUGUCCCAGCUCCCAAAUUUUGCCUUCUCUGUUCCACUGGCAUAUUUCCUGCUGAGCCAGCAAGCAGAGCUCCCCGAGCAUGAGCUCAGCGCCGCCCGGGAGAAGGCCUCUCUCCUGAUCCAGCAGGCACUCACCAUGUUCCCUGGAGUUCUCAUGCCCCUGCUCGAGUAUUGCAGCGUGCGGCCCGAUGCCACCGUCUCACAUCAUCACUUCUUUGGACCCAAUGCCGAGAUAAGCCAGCCCCCUGCCCUGAGCCAGCUGGUGAGCCUGUACCUGGGGAGGUCACACUUUCUCUGGAAAGAACCCACCACCAUGAGCUGGUUGGAGGAGAACGUCCGGGAGGUUCUACAGGCAGUGGAUGCUGGGGACCCCGCCGUGGAUGCCUGUGAGAGCAGGCGGAAGGCGCUCUACCAGUGCGCACCCAGAAACAUCUACCGCCAUGUGAUCCUCUCUGAGAUCAAGGAAGCCGUGGCUGCCUUGCCCCCGGAUGUGACCACACAGUCUGUGAUGGGCUUUGACCCUCUGCCUCCCCUGGACACCAUCCACUCCUACGUCAGACCAGAGAGGCUAAGUCCUGUCGGCCACAGAAAUACAAUCGCCCUCUUCUUUCGGUCACUGUUGCCAAAUUACACCGUGGAGGGGGAGAGGCCGGAGGAAGGAGUGGCCGGGGGUUUGAACCACAACCAGGGCCUGAACAGGCUGAUGCUGGCCGUGCGGGACAUGAUGGCCAACUUCCACUUCAACGACUUGGAGGCCCCGCGCGAGGACAACCCUGAGGGGGAGGGGGAGUGGGACUGAGGCACCACAGCUGCUGCACCCCCACACUGUGCAGUUGUGUUCCUGGUUCUGUCUGGUUGGAGUUGACCUGUUCCCUGAAGUAGAAAUGCUGCCUCUUCAGUCUCUCCUAUAAAUGUUGAUGGAUAUGCUC
This is a messenger RNA of Galeopterus variegatus (Sunda flying lemur), 2238 nucleotides long. RefSeq names its product transcription factor 25 (basic helix-loop-helix) (gene TCF25). The transcript is spliced from 20 exons. Gene Ontology annotation, cellular component: RQC complex. Lineage: Eukaryota; Metazoa; Chordata; Mammalia; Dermoptera; Cynocephalidae. Gene Ontology annotation, molecular function: protein binding. The record is from RefSeq and is a predicted model, not a curated record.